AUGAAUCUUCAUUUCCCGCAAAAUGAAGUUGCUCGUGCGGAAGAAAUUGAAAUCGCCUGUGUGCCCAAUCAGUAUCUGGUUCCAAAAGAUGGCACACCGAUCAGUGGUCUGAUUCAAGACCAUGUCGUGUCUGGGUUUUUGCUGACGUUGCCUGAUACGUUUCUGUCGAAAGAGGAUUAUCAGUACCUGGUUCUAAGCGCCUUCGCUCUAUGCAGUAAGAAGUUACGCAUUCUUCCUCCGGCGAUAAUGAAGCCUGUUCGAAGAUGGACCGGCAAACAGGUGAUUAGCACCGUCCUCAUCAACGUGUUGCCUAAAGACUGUCCGCUACUGAACAUGAAAGGUGCAGCGAAGGUUUCGCUUCAGAGCUGGCAAGUGAGUGGACAUGAAGUGCCUGAGUUCGAUUUGAGCGAAAGUUGCGUGUACAUUCGUAGUGGAGAAUUGAUGUGUGGCGUUUUGGAUAAAGCCCAAUACGGGGCUAAUCCUUAUGGUUUGGUUCACUGUGUUUAUGAAUUGUACGGGCCUCGUGCUGCUUGUCACUUGCUGUCCUGCUUCUCUCGUCUGUUUACCACUUAUCUCCAACAGCAUGGCUUUACGUUGGGCAUAGAAGAUGUACUGGUUUCUGAGAAGGCGGACGAAGUUCGUCGCAAGAUUAUCAUGAAACUUAACCGCUGCGGGAGCAGCGUAGUCAAGGAGGCUUUCGAUUUGCAGACCAACGAUGAGGAGACUUUGCGGAAUGCCCUGAGAAGCAUCCACAGCAAGGAAAAUUCCGACAACGACGUCAAGCAUUUGGAUUACUGCAUGAAGGUGAAUUCUGUGCAGAUGUCUUGCAUGUUGGGGCAGGUUGAGCUGGAGGGUGCUAGAGUCAGACCAUCGGUUUCAGGUCGGACUCUGCCAUCGUUCAAAAAGUUUGAUAUGUCGCCUCGAGCUGGCGGUUUCAUUGCGCAACGAUUCCUAAGCGGUAUCUCUCCGCAGGAGUUCUUUUUUCACUGUAUCGCUGGAAGAGAGGGUCUCAUUGAUACAGCCGUGAAAACCAGCCGUAGCGGCUAUUUGCAGCGUUGCUUAGUCAAGCACUUAGAAGCGCUUGUGGUCAGUUACGACUUGUCAGUUAGAGACGCUGACGGCAGUAUUAUUCAGUUCCAGUAUGGCGAAGAUGGCUUCGAUAUUGGCAAAGUUCAGUUUUUAUGCUCGAAAUCUUAUCCGUUUCUGUACGAAAAUGCCGAGAUUCUGCGGCGGUCGAAAUUAAUGCAAAGCACACAGGUUGUUUCCGACAAGGUAUCCCAGCGGUUGUUCAAAAAGUGUAUAUUUGUCGAAUGCGUGUAG
Molecule: messenger RNA, 1320 nt
Organism: Soboliphyme baturini
Lineage: Eukaryota; Metazoa; Nematoda; Enoplea; Dioctophymatida; Soboliphymatidae
Source: the annotation of a GenBank genome assembly